UCAAAUAUAACUCAAAGAACUCAAGGUGUCGCUGGACAGUUGAUAGUUGCCUGAUGCAUGAAAAUGUGUUUCAAGCAACGUGCACGCGCGAACCUUGAAAACUUCACAAUCAUUGAGGCGUUGUAGUACCUCAUUCUCUCUCUCCCUCUCUCCCCAGCUAAAUGCUUAUAACCGGGGUAAGCGACUGCAUUCUCUCCUGCAGUCGUCACUGAGGGAUCGCCGGGGCGCCGGAUUCCUGUGUGAACGCAAGGAUGCGGUGCUGCAAGUUUGGUUCAAUUGGGAUCUAUUUGUGGAUGGUGUUUUUUUUCAAAGGUUCUCUACAGGGGGAGUACCAGCGCAGACUGUACAAGGAGCUGAUGGCUAACUAUAACCGUCUGGAGAGGCCAGUGGUCAACGACUCCUCAGCCAUCCUGGUAGAACUAGGAAUGACACUGCUGCAGAUCAUAGAUGUGGAUGAGAAGAACCAAGUCUUGAUGACAAAUGCCUGGUUACAGCUUUACUGGACGGAUGCUUAUCUGAGCUGGAACCCAGAACAGUACCCCGGGGUUCAGAACCUACGCUUCCCUUCAAGCCAGAUCUGGACCCCUGACAUCCUGCUCUACAACAGUGCCGACGAGCGCUUCGACGCCACCUUCCACACCAACGUGCUGGUAAACGCCUCGGGCUACUGCCAGUACAUUCCGCCGGGCAUCCUGAAGAGCACCUGCUACAUUGACGUGCGCUGGUUCCCCUUCGACGUGCAGAAGUGCGACCUCAAGUUCGGCUCGUGGACCCACAACGGCUGGCUGCUGGACCUACAGAUGCUGGACGUGGACAUAUCUACAUAUAUCCCAAAUGGGGAGUGGGACCUCGUAGGAGUGCCAGCCAAGCGUAACGAGCUGUACUAUGACUGCUGUAAGGAGCCGUACCCCGACGUCACCUUCACGGUGACCAUGAGGAGGAGGACGCUGUACUACGGCCUGAACCUGCUCAUCCCCUGUGUGCUCAUCUCUGGGCUGGCCCUGCUGGUCUUCCUGCUGCCCGCUGACUCUGGGGAGAAGAUCUCCCUGGGUAUUACUGUGCUACUAUCUCUAACGGUCUUCAUGUUAUUGGUGGCUGAGAUCAUGCCGGCUACCUCUGACUCUGUGCCUCUCAUUGCCCAGUACUUUGCCAGCACCAUGAUGAUUGUGGGUAUGUCUGUGGUGGUGACAGUUAUAGUUCUGCAGUUCCACCAUCAUGACCCCCGAGGGGGCAAAAUGCCCAAGUGGGUCAGGAUAGUUCUCCUCAACUGGUGUGCCUGGUUCCUGCGUAUGAAACAACCCGGCGAGGAGCGCAGGCGUGCCGGCUACAAGUACCGCCACCCUCCGCAGCACCACUCCAGCGCCAGCUCCAUUGAGCUGGGCACCCUGCCCGGCCUCUCACAGCCCCUCUCUGUGCCCGUCUGCCCUCCCUGCCCCACAGGCACCUCCAACGGCAACAUGAGCCUCCACUACAGCUACCCCUCCUGCCCUCCCUCCAGUGACUCAGGGGUACUGUUGGGGGCGCCCCAAGCCCACAGCUCCACCCGGGAGGGGUUGGAGCUACCUGGGAGCGGGUCCAGUGGAGGAGUAGGCCUGGGGGGCAUGGGGGUGGGGUUGGGGAUUCCCCCGCCAGAGGUCCUGCGUAUCCUGGAGGAGGUGUCCUACAUCGCCCAGCGCUUCCGCAGCCAGGACGAGGAGGAGGCCAUCUGCAGCGAGUGGAAGUUUGCGGCGGCGGUGGUGGACCGCCUCUGCCUGGUGGCGUUCUCUCUCUUCUCCAUCAUCUGCACCUUCACCAUCCUCAUGGCGGCGCCCAACUUCAUUGAGGCCGUCUCCAAAGACUUCACAUAGCUGCCCCAUAGCUGCCCCGUGACGCGAUGGAGGCGGA
Molecule: messenger RNA, 1884 nt
Organism: Osmerus eperlanus (European smelt)
Lineage: Eukaryota; Metazoa; Chordata; Actinopteri; Osmeriformes; Osmeridae
Product: neuronal acetylcholine receptor subunit alpha-7-like
Exons: 9
Coding region: 252-1847 (531 amino acids)
Biological process (GO): nervous system process; regulation of membrane potential; synaptic transmission, cholinergic
Cellular component (GO): synapse; neuron projection; acetylcholine-gated channel complex
Molecular function (GO): acetylcholine binding; acetylcholine-gated monoatomic cation-selective channel activity; acetylcholine receptor activity
Source: RefSeq, a predicted model, not a curated record